Messenger RNA from Teleopsis dalmanni, 751 nucleotides. RefSeq names its product enhancer of split malpha protein (gene Ocho). The coding region runs from base 72 to 557 and encodes 161 amino acids. The transcript has a single exon. Gene Ontology annotation, biological process: Notch signaling pathway; sensory organ development. NCBI's taxonomy places the organism in Eukaryota, Metazoa, Arthropoda, Insecta, Diptera, Diopsidae. The record is from RefSeq and is a predicted model, not a curated record.
GCAAUCAGUACACACGUAAGAAAGAUAUUUUAAAAUUUUCAAGAAGCGUGUAUUUCACAAGCGAUCACAAAAUGUCAGCUAUAAAAUUCAACUCAAGCUAUGUUACCGAUCAAGCUUAUAACUUCAAUAACCAGACUUACACUGUUUAUAAAUCAAAAGUUUCACCAUCGCGACGUUUAAAAAAUAUGAUUAAGCCAAUAUUGGGCCGAGUCUUUAAAUCAAAGGCAAAGAAACCGAAACGUAGUUCUUACAUAUCUUCCGAAGAAAACGAAUCAGAGUUUGACUGGCUAAGCAGUGACAUGGACAACAUGGCAAAUGAUCAUUUAGAGAAUCGCCUCAUUGAGGAAAUUCAUCAAUCAGAGGAAGGUGCUGCCAUAAUUGUUUACAACGAAGAUGGUACGCGACGCUUGAAGACUUUUGAUAAAGAAGAUUUUUAUGUUCCUGUCCAUUUUGCGCGCACUAAUGCUGGCACAUUUUUUUGGACCUCAAUUCAGCGUGAAACGAUCGAACCAUAUCAAAUCGAAUGGAAUUUUUUGGAUCGUUGGGCGCAGGCUUAAACAUAAAUUUCUUGUGCAUUAUUCAACAGAGCUGCAGUGAUAGGCGGUUAGGUGACUUCUCCAAGGAUGAACUUCAAUAAGUUUACAAAGUUUGGACUCUCGACUUUGUAGCUUUGGGAGACAUUAGGGAAAUAUGUUGUUAUGAACUUUUUGCGAAAAGUCUGUUAAUAAUUAAAAAACGUUUUGUAGUACAA